Anopheles stephensi (Asian malaria mosquito) is the source of this 3375-nucleotide messenger RNA. Its product is annotated as sex-determining transformer protein 1-like. The record is from RefSeq and is a predicted model, not a curated record. The transcript has 2 exons. Bases 490 to 2397 code for a protein of 635 amino acids. Lineage: Eukaryota; Metazoa; Arthropoda; Insecta; Diptera; Culicidae.
AUUUAAAUGCUAUUUCCCUAGAACGCACGAAGGCGAAGCAUCGUCAGAAAAAUAAUAAGCACUGCGUUGUCUGGACGCGUGAGAUAUCUUUUUUUUUGCUUUUUGUCAAGACACACCGGCCAUAGGGUUAUUCGUCGGUCAGAAACAACGUUUAUAUUUUGGCUAUAGUUGUGAAGUGUGGUUUUCACCAGACAGCGAAAAGAAACGGUGACGAAAAAGAAAACGCGUUGUUUGUGUGUGCAGUUUAAAGCUCUCGACGCAGCGGCAGUGAACUAACCCUCGCCAAAAGUGAUCCAAGUGACGGUGAAUUUACGUGCGUUUGUGUGGCCUUUUUGUCUGGCUGGUUCCGGUGUUUUGAAAACGGUGCGUAAACGUGAAAAAGUUAUCAACGAAUGGCUGCAAGGGAUUAAAAUUCCGUACGUCUAAAUCCACGAUCGUAUUCGCAUCGAUGUGUCUCCGUGCUUUCGGCAUACGGCUACUUCCCUUCCAAUGGCCCUAAAUACUCCCAAGCGCCUUAAGACGGCUGUGCCGCCAUGCGCAAACUAUUUAAGCACACCACCACCAUCGGUUAGCAUCGGUUCACCGCCACCGAUCGAGACACCGUCGUCCGCCGCCGCUAAUGGCCAGCAGCUUCAGCUGAACACGUCGGCGCACACGCAACACGCCUCCUGGAACCAAAACAACAACUGGUUCAGUGAUGCCACUAGUCCGGCCUCCAGCUGCAGCUCACCGGACGGGCAUCAGAACCGUAGCUACGGUGGGCACAACUCCUCUGGGACGCCGCACACCUGGAACACCUCCAGCAGUGGGUCAGCCGAAAAGUCGGAAAACAAACGCGGCCGGCCGCGUUCCGAAGCGCUGACGACGCUCAUGGUCGAGGGUUCGAUAUCGCCGUCCGCUAUUAAAUGCCGCUUCUGUAAUCGAGUUUUUCCGCGAGAAAAAUCAUUGCAGGCCCAUCUACGCACACACACAGGCGAACGUCCUUACCCGUGUGACUAUCCCGGCUGUACCCGUGCCUUCACCCAGAGCGGCCAAUUGAAGACGCACCAGCGGCUCCACACGGGCGAACGGCCCUUCAUCUGCUCGGUCGCACACUGCGAGAUGCGCUUCACGCACGCAAACCGCCACUGUCCCGACCAUCCGCACGAUACGCUCAAGCGGUGCGAUGAUUUCGUCAUACAGACCGUGCCGGAACAGAACAUCGAGGUGCUGAAAUGGUUGGAGAAGUAUCGUGCCGAGCGGGAGGAUCGCACUCCAACGCGCAAAACGCCCAAACGCAACAGUGGCGCAUCGAACGGUGGCGGUUGUGAGAAUGGAAGUGGCACCACACCGGGGGGCAGCACAGCCCAAAAUGAGAAUGAAAACCGCCGACCAUAUUUGGCACCGCGAACUGCUAACAACGAAAACCAUCUACCGCUGAGCGGCGGUAAUGGGGCCGCUAAUGUGGGCGGCGUGGCAGAUUCCAGCGGUAGCAAUGCCGGGAUCGACAACGGUCAGCUGCUAUCGUCGCCCGUUACACCGAUCAAUGCGUACAAAUCGAGCCGCAAGGGGCUGAUGGACAUGAACGCGUGCAUGAGCCUUACCAGUCCGGUAACGGCAAAGUCGAAGUCGAAUUCGCGCCCGAAAUUGAUUCACUGGCAGGAUCCCACCAGCCAGGAGGAGGAUGAGUCUGGCGACGAGUGUUCGGCACCGUCCAAACAGUCGACGUUCAACCCGAAGAAGAAAUGGUUGCGCGAUGCUUGGCAGGACGAUCUCGCCAAACCGCUCGAGCCGAGCCUGAUCUCGCAAAAGCUCUUCUCCUCGACGACCUCCACCAUGGCGCUGAAGCAGCAGUUGCAGCAGGAAAGUGUCACCACGCUUUCACCUGCCAAGCGGCAGCUUCUCGGUGUGACGGGCCACAGCAAACCGUUGCCGCGUAUGGAAGGAUUUAGCAAUGUGCCUCCUAGCAUGCCGGUACCGGCGCUCUCCACCGUUCUCCCCGUACCGUCGCCGGUGGAAGGGCAGCCGGAGCCUUCGGUUGAUCCGAAUCAAACGCGACCCACGGUGCUGAUGGUAGCCAGCAAGGAUUGUACCCGGCCGCUCACUGAUAAACCAGCGGCAGCAUUACAGCACAAUGAAACCGUUGCUAGGUAUAUCGACCUAAACACUGCCGCGCCCGCACCCAAACCGGAGGAAACCAGCCGUAAGCUACAGGGCGCACUGGCGUUAAUACAACUCGCUGCCAAGGAUGAGCUGCUGCGCGAUUCGUUUGACGUGCAGCAAACAUUGGUGGCCGAAAGGUCUACCCUAUACGGCAACGAAACGGCCCACUCUUGCGCAGUACAGGAAACGAACGGUCACGCAAUGCUGUCGGAAGAAUUUGCUGCCGAAGUUAACGGGCUGGGUCGAUAUUCGUAGAACGACAGUUAGUCUCUUCUUGCCACCGCUAACGCAUUGUUAAACGACGUAACGUAGGUUCCAAAGAAAAUCUUCCGAUCUUAUGGAGAUAGAAAAGACACAAUCUUUAGAGGCUUUAACGGGAUGGCACAAAAAAUUACACGCACGGUUGUAGGGUGAGAGAUGUAAAGGUGGAAUGUGUAAAAUUAUAUUUUUAAUAACGUUUGUGGUAAUUAACGUCCCUUAGCUAGAUUGAAGACCACAUACAAAACCAGAAACCAUAUAUAUCAUUUUUUGUCCCCCACUUUGCUCUUCGAUAGGUGUACAGAAAAUUGAAAUUGUACAAGAACUAGGUAGGAUAACAAGCAAGAAUUCAAAUUUAAUUUAACUGAAUCGGUAUCUCCUGUUUGGACUACUACUUCAUGCAUACACAAUCGCUUAUGCACUUUUUCCCUUUUAAUUUCGACAAAUGUUUUUUACUUAAAUUUAGCUGUUUAACAUCAUAAAACCGAGUUUUUUUUCUCUCCCAGUGAGCUUAAAAAAGUGACGUAUAUCGGACAAGUUUCUCUUUUCUUUUUAAUCCGUUUCAAUUGCGAGGAAAUACGGUUAUAGAAGUGUUUGUAUUUAUAAUUAUCCUUUCUUAAGAAUUCAAACUAACGGUAGAAUGCGCGCUGCUAUGAUAAAUCCUGCAAAGAGUUGAAGAUUUAUUUAUUCUAUAUAUUUUGUUUCCCCCCCAAUUAUUAUUAAUUGCUUAGCCCGUAUGUGUUUGGUGUUGCGAUACGAUACGAUGAUAACAUUACUUUCAUUUUCUUUUCGUGUACAGGAGCUAUGAAGAUGUAUCACACAAGGCCUUUGCCUUUUACGGUUUCAUACGCUAGAAUUGUGAUUGUUAGAACGAACGAUUCGGGUUGAACUUGUUUGUUGAAGCAUUGUGUAAAUAUUGGAACGAAAAGGAAUGUACAAUAAAUGGAUGUAUCGAGAUGAGAUAACAAAACCGAA